Atta colombica is the source of this 1098-nucleotide messenger RNA. Its product is annotated as tetratricopeptide repeat protein 12-like. The coding region runs from base 220 to 1098 and encodes 292 amino acids. Gene Ontology annotation, molecular function: protein binding. The record is from RefSeq and is a predicted model, not a curated record. The transcript is spliced from 5 exons. NCBI's taxonomy places the organism in Eukaryota, Metazoa, Arthropoda, Insecta, Hymenoptera, Formicidae.
GGAAAAAUCCACCUCUACAAUCUAACAUCUUCGUCUCAGCUCCAUCUUCAAUAUCUCCAUCCCCAUCUUUGGCUUCGUGAUAUGACCGACGACAAUGCACGACAACAGCGGCACGUGGUGUCAUGGCGAGUAUAGUUGUUAGAAACACCGCUAAAUGAAUAUCCCGCGUCGCCUGAUCACGAGAUCUCUGACUUGAAGAGUUGACUUAAAAGCGCAACAAUGAAGGAGGAUUCCGUGUUGAGCUUCAAAUGGCAGAGCUUCCCGUCGCACAUGGUGGGCUCACUCGACACUUGUUACGAGAAACAGCAAUUUGUCGAUCUCUCCCUGGCAUGUAAGGACGAACAGGCAAAUGAUAUUGUUAAUAAAUUAAACCCUGAUAAACAUGUAACAGAAGAAGAGUUUCAAAAUUUUAUGCAUCGUGUCACUGAAGUGGAAAAAAUCGUGAAGAAAUUAGCAUCUUCCGAUCAACAAGAACAAGAAUGCGGGAAAAAGUUAGCCGAUGAAAUAUUAAAACAAGAUGUUCAAAAAGAAGUUUUUGGAGAUAGCGAGGUAAAAGUUAAAACUGAUCGAUCAGUAAUUAAUAAAUAUCCGUCAAAGGAACAUGAUUCAAAUGAUGAUCCGAACCAAAUGUCGCGAGAGGUAUUCAUGAAGAGCGUAGAAAACGACGCUAAAAAACGAGCUGAAGAACGCAAAAUUAGAAAUGAACGGGCGGAAACGUUAAAGAGAAUUGCAAACGGUGCAUUUAAAGAAGGUGAUUAUGAGAAGGCCGUGACUUAUUAUAGCAAAGCAUUGGAACAACGUAAAGACUCUUCUGUAUUGUGGAAUAAUCGCGCGUUAUCAUAUAUGAAUCUCGGAUUAUUCGAAAAAGCCUUGCACGACUGCGAGUGGACGUUAAAACUAAAUGACUCAAAUUUAAAAGCUCUUUUGUAUAGCGCUAAAUGUUAUAUACAUCUCAGAAAUAGGGAGAAGAGUAAAGAAUAUAUACGGAUGGCCAAAGAAAAGAAUCCUCAUUUCAACAAAUUUAUCGAUGAAUUUCAAGAAAAUAUAGAGCUUCAAUUUAACAAAUCUAAUGUUCAGAUAAUCAAUGAUGAAAUAUAA